Molecule: messenger RNA, 3448 nt
Organism: Carassius gibelio (silver crucian carp)
Lineage: Eukaryota; Metazoa; Chordata; Actinopteri; Cypriniformes; Cyprinidae
Product: carnitine O-palmitoyltransferase 1, liver isoform
Exons: 19
Coding region: 154-2478 (774 amino acids)
Biological process (GO): carnitine metabolic process; fatty acid metabolic process
Cellular component (GO): mitochondrion
Molecular function (GO): carnitine O-palmitoyltransferase activity
Source: RefSeq, a predicted model, not a curated record
CGCAGAGGUAAGAACCCAGAGUGAAUCAGCUGUAUUUUCAGCAGCAGCGUGAGACUGAACGUGGCGCUCGUGCACCGGUGAAGUAGGUGAAAGUGCACGAGCGCAGUCCUUAAGGCAUGACACCGAGAACACAAGUGUGAGUGUACAGUCAGCAUGGCAGAAGCACAUCAGGCUGUGGCCUUCCAGUUCACCGUCACUCCUGAUGGAAUCGACCUGCACCUGUGUCAUGAGGCCCUGCGCCAGAUCUACCUCUCUGGCCUCCACUCCUGGAAGAAGAGGUUCAUCAGGUUCAAGAAUGGUGUCAUGACUGGAGUCUAUCCAGGAAGUCCCUCGGGGCUCCUGGUUGUUUUGGUGGGUUACAUGUCCACCACCAAAUAUGCCAAAAUAGACCCUUCCCUAGGAAUGUUCACUAAACUGUCAAAACACCUACCGAUCAGUAAGUACGUAACAGAAGAAGGGCAGCGUGUUGUUGGUGGUGUGCUGAUUGGGACCGGAUUGUGGAUUGCUGUGACUUUCGUAAUGAGGAAUGUCCUCAAGUGCUUGCUGUCCUGGCACGGCUGGAUGUUCAAUCGCCAUGGAUCUUUAAACUUUAAAACUAAAAUUUGGUUGGUGUUGGUGAAGUUAUUUUCGGGGCCAAAGCCAAUGCUGUACAGCUUCCAGAGUUCACUACCACGGUUACCAGUGCCUCCUAUAAAAGACACAGUUAGAAGAUAUCUUGAGUCAGCUCGUCCUCUGAUGGAUGAUGAACAGUACAAACGUAUGGAGGGGUUGGCAAAGGACUUUGAGAAGAACAUGGGCCCCAGACUGCAAUGGUACCUGAAGCUCAAAUCCUGGUGGGCCUCCAAUUAUGUCAGUGACUGGUGGGAGGAGUAUAUUUACCUCAGAGGUCGAGGACCAAUCAUGGUCAACAGCAACUACUAUGCAAUGGACUUCCUCUAUGUGAUCCCUACUACACGUCAAGCUGCUCGUGCUGGUAAUUCCAUCCACGCCAUCAUGAUGUACAGAAGAAAACUGGACAGAGCGCAGAUCAAACCAUUGUACUUGCUGGAGAAGCGAGUGCCGCUGUGCUCGGCGCAGUGGGAGCGGAUGUUUAACACGUCCCGUAUUCCCGGGCUGGAGACAGACGUCCUUCAGCACGUGAACGAGAGCAGACACAUCGCCGUGUAUCACAAGGGACGCUUUUACAAAGUCUGGAUGUUUUAUGAUGGACGGCUGCUGUUGCCUCGAGAAGUUGAGCAGCAGAUCGAAAAGAUCUUGGCCGACAAGUCUGAACCUCAGCCAGGAGAAGAGCUGCUGGCCGCCUUAACAGCGGGUGACAGAGUUCCCUGGGCCAAAGCCCGCUCACAGUUCUUCAGUCGAGGGAAGAACAAGCAGUCUCUGGAUGCCGUGGAGAAGGCGGCUUUCUUCGUUACCCUGGAUGACAGCGAACAGCGUUACGACUCAGAGAAUCCAGUGCAGUCGCUGGACAGCUACGGCAAAUCUCUGCUCCACGGAAAAUGCUAUGACCGGUGGUUUGACAAGUCUUUCAAUCUGAUUGUGUUCAAGAACGGCACUAUGGGAUUGAAUGCAGAACACUCCUGGGCCGAUGCGCCCAUCGUUGGCCAUUUAUGGGAGCAUGUCUUGUCGUCAGAUCCAGUGAGACUGGGCUAUAGUGAGGACGGACACUGCAAAGGAAACCCCCAUCCCAACCUGCCGGGACCCCAGAGACUGCAGUGGGACAUCCCAGAGGAGUGCCAGGCAGUGAUCAGCAGCUCUCUGAAAGUGGCCAAAGCUCUGGCGGACGACGUGGACAUGCACAUCUUCCCCUUCAGUGACUAUGGCAAAGGCCUGAUCAAGAAAUGCAAGACGAGCCCCGACGGCUUCAUUCAGAUCGCCCUCCAGCUGGCGCACUUCAGGGAUAAAGGCAAGUUCUGCCUGACGUACGAGGCCUCCAUGACGCGUCUGUUCAGAGAGGGCCGCACUGAGACCGUGCGCUCCUGCACCACUCAAACCUGUGAUUUUGUCCGUGCCAUGAUGAAUGACAAAGCAACGAGAGAAGAGAGGUUGAAGCUGUUGAAGGUGGCAGCAGAAAAGCACCAGGAUUUAUACAGACUAGCCAUGACGGGAAAUGGCAUCGACCGCCAUCUUUUCUGCCUCUACCUGGUGUCAAAGUACCUCGGGGAAGAUUCGGCUUUCCUCAAAGAGGUGUUGUCUGAGCCCUGGAGAUUGUCCACCAGUCAGACUCCUCUCCAACAGCUCGAUCUGUUUGAUUUAAAGAGGCAUCCAGAAUACGUCACCAGCGGAGGAGGUUUUGGACCUGUUGCUGAUGAUGGUUAUGGUGUCUCAUAUAUUAUUCUUGGAGAAGAUCUCAUCAACUUCCACAUAUCCAGCAAACACUCCAGCCCAGAGACCGACUCUCACCGCUUUGGAAGUAACAUUAGACAGGCAAUGCUUGAUCUCCUGGAUCUCUUCCAGCUUGACAACAAAGCUAACAAGUGAUCUUUCUCUUCUUGUUUUCUCGUUUCUCAGAAGGGAAUCAUUUGAAAAUAUUUUAAACCGAGGGCUGAUCCUCCUUAGGCAUGUACAGAGUAAUUAAUAUUCAAAGAAUGGUCAUUUAAACAGGAUGGAGCAUGCAUUAUUGAGAGAAGAUACUUUAUUUUGGAUUAAUAAUUAUAUCACAUAUUGAGUUUGUGCUGGGAUGUAUUCGUGCAUUGUUGCCUUAAUCUCCGGGACGGAUGUGAAUGGGCGAGAAAUGUUCUUCUGGAGAUCCAGGAAAACCUGUGGCCUUUCUGUGCUGCUGUACAUUCAGACUUUCAGUUUUUCUGCUUUUGCGUUCAAACAUUGAAGUGGUUUUCAUCUAAUAUAUUCACUUUAUUUUGACUUGAAUUGUUAUUGAAUUAAAACUGUGACAGGUUACAGGGAAGGUAUACAAAUAUUUCAAACAUGUAGAGCAAUGAUUUUUUUUUUAAGCAAGGUCAAUGAAUUGCAGCAAUGUGAACCUUAUCACAUAUAUGGUUAUUUAAAUUGAUUUAAUGACUCACUAAGACUCAAACAACACUCCAAAUAAUAAUUUAGCUGUGUGUUCAUACGAGGAGAUUCUGAGUGCACUAUCAAUAGAAGAAAUUGGGAUAUCAUUCCCAGGUAUAAGGGACAAAAAGAUUUAUUUCUCUAUAUGUUGUUUCUUAGUGACAGGAAAGUGUGCUAUUUAUUUAUCAGUUCCUCAUCAAACAUUUCUGAAAGUGUGCUUAUAUAUUUAAUGAAUAAUAAUUAUUCUUGAUUGUAAACAUAAAUGAAUGCAAAUUAAUACAAUUUAAAGGGAAAGUGUCACUUAGCUUGAUGUGUUGUGCAAUGUAUCAACCAUAUUUGUAUCAUAUUUUCCACAGUAGACCUCAUUUUUGCAGCGCAGCUGAUAUUGUUACUGUAAUUCAAAACCCAUUUCAAUGCAAUAAAAGUUCACUUUUAAGUCUGA